Molecule: messenger RNA, 1185 nt
Organism: Fundulus heteroclitus (mummichog)
Lineage: Eukaryota; Metazoa; Chordata; Actinopteri; Cyprinodontiformes; Fundulidae
Exons: 4
Coding region: 81-980 (299 amino acids)
Source: RefSeq, a predicted model, not a curated record
UGGUCAGUGGAAGUCCCUUGCAACUAUAAUCAGCCAUUUGCUUGGUUGUGUAACUCAAGCAGUAAGGCAGCUCAUCAAACAUGAUGGCUGGCUUGGCAUCUACAGGGCUGUGGCUACUUGUAAUACUGACUGGUGCAAUUAAUGGAUACCCUGCAAAGACAGCCUCGAGUCAUCCUGGGGCUUCCAGUGCAAACCCUCCUUUUGGUUCCAGCGGUGUGGAACCUGCCCCUGGAUCUGUCCCUGCAAAAUCUGCUUUCCCAACUGCACAAUUUCAUCCAGAUGCGAAACCUGGUUCCAUUCAUCCCGGUGCUCCGAUAAAACCAGUUCCUGCUCACCAUGGUUCCGAUGCAUUUCCUGCACCUGGACAUCAAGGGUUUGCUGGUGGCUCUCAAGUAGGCUCAAUACAGCCAAGACUUCAAUCCCCACCAAGCCAAGUUCAGUGGGCAGUUGCUCCUCCCAGUCCUUUCUCGGGUAGACCUUCCUCUCCUGUUGAGCCAAGCUUUGUCUCAGAAGGUCCUGGCUAUGUGAGUCCACCGGGCCCCUUCCCUCUUCUAUUCCGGCCAGGUGAAACGUCCUAUGAGGAGAAGAUGUACGAACAAGGAGAGUAUGACUCUGAAUCUCAAGACAAAGCGAGAAAACUUCCUGCCCAGUACUUCCCAGUUCUGGCUCAAAAUGAAUUUGCCGUUGGUAGCCCGCUGGCACUGAGCUCGCUUGUGGAUAGACUCAGACUUGGCUACCCACUAAUGGAGUACUUGUGGAUGACUAGGAGGUAUCCUCCAGGCACGUACACUUUUUCCACCGAUCAGCUUGAGCAUCGGAAGAACCAUUGGCAUGACAGUCGCCACAUUGGUGAUCCAUACCGAUAUGCUCAAAAGCAACUGGAACCUUUGUCUUACCCACGUGGGAUACAGCACCCUUUUCAACCAUUGCAACAGAGGGUUGGAAAUGCUGGCUAUGGACUUCAUGAUAUUUAUGGAUGAGUCUCUAAUGGUGCUGACCUGUAGGAAGAGUCACUAAAGGUCAGGUUGUUUUAAUGUUGCAUUCAGAUUGCUCUGCUAAAAGAUUAGGGUCAUUUUUGUUUUGCUUGGUAACCUGGACUUUUCAGUCAACUCGUGCUUGCCCUUUUUUGUUUCUGUUCAGAUCAGCUGACUGCUUCAAUAAAAAUCUGACACCUUUUGCAUGUGU